AUGAAGUGUGAAACAUACCGCCCACCUCGAGCGCACCACUGCAGAGUGUGCCAAAGAUGUAUACGAAGGAUGGACCAUCAUUGUCCAUGGAUCAAUAAUUGUGUUGGCGAGUACAAUCAGAAAUUUUUCUUACAAUUUCUAUUUUACACAGAAAGUGGGAUUGAUAUUUCCUUAUAUAUUCCCUCUUCUCCUCUAUUCCUCACCAUUUUCCUAUUCCCCCCCUAUUCCUCACCAUUUUCCUAUUCCCCCCCUAUUCCUCACCAUUUUCCUAUUCCCCCCUAUUCCUCACCAUUUUCCUCUUCCCCAAUUCCUCACCAUUUUCCUCUCCCCCCUAUUCCUCACCAUUCCCCCCCUAUUCCUCACCAUUCCCCCCCCCCCCAUUCCUCACCAUUUUCCUCUUCCCCCAAUUCCUCUCCAUUUUCCUCUUCCCCCCCUAUUCCUCACCAUUUUCCUCUUCCCCCCCAAUUCCUCACCAUUUUCCUCUCCCCCCAAUUCCUCACCAUUUUCCUCUUCCCCCAAUUCCUCCACACCAUUUUUCCUCUUCCCCCAUUCCUCUCACCAUUUUCUUCUUCCCCUAUUCCUCACCAUUUUCUUCUUCCCCUAUUCCUCACCAUUUUCCUCUUCCCCCCUAUUCCUCACCAUUUCCUCUCCCCCAUUCCUCAUAAUUCCCCCCUCCAUUCUUCACCAUUUUCCUCUUCCCCCAUUCCUCUCACCAUUUUCUUCUUCCCCUAUUCCUCACCAUUUUCCUCUUCCCACUAUUCCUCACCAUUUUCCUCUUCCCCUAUUCCUCCCCCCCCAACUAUUUUUCCUUAUUUUUUCCUUAUGCUAACACUUUGCUUCUUUUCCAAGCGAGACUUCAAGCAUUAUAAAUUAUUGCAUUCCAUAGCAUUAGUGGUCGAGUCGUUAGUAUUUGGACUAUUUGUAAUGGCCAUAGGAUGUGAUCAAAUGUCAUCUAUAUUUAAUGAUGAAACUGCAGUGGAACAUGUUAAAAAAGAGGAAUACAGACGCCCCCCACGAACAAAAUACCAGUUAUUACAAGAUGUAUUUGGAAGAGGUUCUCCAGGCUUGUGGUUGUUCCCCUUACAAUUCAACCCUCCGGUGAGCCAGCCAACCAUCGCCAUCCACCUUUCAUCACCUGUGGUUCCUGCAGUUGCCAUCCUCAUCCUCAUUAAAUGUUGUUUUGCAACUCAUAAAUACUGCUGCCAGCUAAUCGGCUCCGUGUCUGUUCCUUCUUGUUUCUUGCCUUCCUUAUUGUGGCAGGAAGAAGCUGGUCACUGGCUGUUCUUGUACCUGGCGGCCAGUCAGUCAUUUUUUUAUAUCAGAUGUAACGAUUGGGCGGCUGGCUUCUGGUAG
Molecule: messenger RNA, 1353 nt
Organism: Acanthosepion pharaonis
Lineage: Eukaryota; Metazoa; Mollusca; Cephalopoda; Sepiida; Sepiidae
Source: the annotation of a GenBank genome assembly